This is a messenger RNA of Dermacentor andersoni, 5592 nucleotides long. RefSeq lists its product as uncharacterized. NCBI's taxonomy places the organism in Eukaryota, Metazoa, Arthropoda, Arachnida, Ixodida, Ixodidae. Gene Ontology annotation, molecular function: metalloendopeptidase activity. Gene Ontology annotation, biological process: proteolysis. The record is from RefSeq and is a predicted model, not a curated record.
AUGAGCGACAUCAAGGACAGAUUCGCCAACGGGCGCCAGCGGCAACGCCACAGCGCUGGGCCCGCACGGCGACGGUCUCAACGCGUCGGAUCACGUCACUCGUCGGCGAGCCCCGAGCGCCAGUCGAAGCGACGGCGAGACGCCCCAGAGUUCGAGCCGCACUCUCGGCGGAGUCACGCAGCCGCGACGUCCAGGGCGAGGUCACCGACUGACGGCUCUCCCGCGGAGUCGACCGCGGGAGCUCGCGGCCGCCAUCGCUCCGCCGCUUCACAGGCACCAGGUGCGGUGGCCCGAAAAGACAGGAAGCAGUCACUUCUGCGAGGACAGCGCAACGCCAGCCCUUCCAGGGCGAGGUACGAGAUGGGCGACACCACGUGCUAUGUGGCCAAGGCCGGCGACGAGGACGUUGCCGCCGCCGCCUUUGCGGAGCAGCGCUAUGGUCCACCCACUGUCCCUCCGAGCGUGCAGAGCGAACGGCGCCCUGUGCCGAUGGCCCGACGCCGACAGCAGCCUUCGACGGCGCCGCCCGAGCGUGAUGUCGGGGUAGCCGGCGCUGCGGGCGGCGUGAACUCGGAUCGCUGGUCCAGUUCCAGUUCGGUCACCGUCGAGGUAAAAUGUCGCGGUGCGCCCCGACCUGCCGAACGCCGCAGCUCAAUGGCGCCGAGCACCGCCAAGCACGGCAGGCCGCUCUCCCCGAGGGAUCUUGCCGCAGCAGACGCUGCAUCUUCCAUAGAAAUAUCUUCCGCUGUGGCCCUUUCGCCUGUCUCCCCGGGAAAGCGUGCGGUCAACAUUGACAUCGAGUUCAAUAAGCCAACUGCGGCGGGAAGCAGCCAGGGGAUGCUUUUGCGAUCCAUAUCGAUGAACGUGGAGAAGAUCAUCGGACGGCUGCUUGCUCCGCCGCGCUCCGACAGCCGCAGCCAGCUCGUCAGAGGCCCUCCAGGACUCCCGAGAGGAGCAUAUGCCCCGCCAUGGCAAGUUCCAAGGGGAUACAUGCCCGGAUGGCGCCCCGCUCAACCGGUCUGGGAUCCUUAUGCUAGGGCAUGGCGAAUUCCAAAGGCGCGCAAGCGACGGCAGUCCACAGGCCGAGGCGAAGUCGGCGGUCAAAUUCCGACUGCGGAUGCUCACGCUCACUUCACGGCGAUUACCGAGGACACCAGGUCACGUGCCGGCGAGCCCGUUGAUGAGAGUGGCGGAGUUGCCCCACCAAGCGACGAAUUGCUGAGACGAGAAAUGAUGGAAGGAGUGCCUAGCAUUCUGGACAGGAUGGAAGACUCGCUAACAGACCAGGUCAAAGCAGCGGAAACAGCCGCCGCUGUAAGAAGGGCUUCUGGCGGAGAGUCUCUGAAGUACGAAACUGCAGGGGGCAUUCCGGACAUUCUGGACAGGAUGGAAGAGUCACUCGUGGACCAGGUCAAGGCAGCGGAAAUAGCUGCCGCUAUCAGAAGGGCUUCUGGUGGAGAGUCUCUAAAGCGCGGAACUACAGAGGAUAUUCAGGGCAUUCUGGACAGGAUGGAAGAGACUCUCGUGGACCAGGUCAAGGCAGCGGAAAUAGCUGCCGCUAUCAGAAGGGCUUCUGGUGGAGAGUCUCUAAAGCGCGGAACUACAGAGGAUGUUCAGGGCAUUCUGGACAGGAUGGAAGAGACUCUCGUGGACCAGGUCAAGGCAGCUGAAAUAGCUGCCGCUAUCAGAAGGGCUUCUGGUGGAGAGUCUCUAAAGCGCGGAACUACAGAGGAUGUUCAGGGCAUUCUGGACAGGAUGGAAGAGUCACUCGUGGACCAGGUCAAGGCAGCAGAAAUAGCUGCCGCUAUGAGAAGGGCUUCUGGUGGAGAAUCUCCGAAGCGUGAAACUGCAGAGGGUGUUCAGGGCGUUCUGGGUAGAAUAGAAGAGUCGCUCGCUGCUCAGGCAGACGAUGUAAAGAUUUUUGCAGAGGACAAGAAACAAAGACCUAAACGCAGGAAAAAAGGCAAGGCCGCGGCAGCAGACACCGAGAUUACUUCUACUCGCGCAACAGAAACGACGAAGAAGAAAAGAAAAGCUAGGAAGUAUGCCCAUGAAGAAGAGAAAACGGAAGUGGACGAAACCACACUGAAGUCAAAACGCCGGAAAUCCGGCGUUAGAGAGGCGGUGUCUUCGACUGGUACUGGCGCAGAGAAGAAAGGAAAGAAGGGGGAAAGAUCUGCCCAGGAUGAAGAAAAAACGCAAAUGGAGGGAACGACGCUCUCGACAAAGCGCCGAAAAUCCAGUGCCACGGGAGCGGCUUCUUCCGGUGCUGCCGGGAAGAAGCAGAGAAAGAUGUCGAAGCAGGCAGAGAAGACGCUGAAGAAAGAAGGCGAGGAGCAGGGCGACGCUGAAGUCUCUUCACCUGGAGCCGUCAAAAAAAAGAAAAAAAAGAAGUCGAAGAAACGCCAACAACCGGAGGACGACGCACUUCAAAAGAUAGCGGAAGCCGGAGCGCUAGAUGAUAUGAUUAAGGAGGAGCUCAAAAUUUUGGCCGUCGUUGAAGAGUCGCUUCCGGUUGAGGUAAGAACAGCGCCACUGGAUGUCGAUGGCCAAAAGCCUCCCGACGACGACGACUCACCAGAACGUCAUGCUGAAGGCGCGCAUGAUAUUUUGGUCGACAUGGAGGAGGCGCUGCUGAAAGAGAUCGAAGCAAUGGAACCGGCUAGCCCACAGAAAGAGGCUCCCGGCGACGUUCCCAUCGGUCGUGAAAUUGAAGAGGCUCGGCAGGGUGCUGUGGACAGGAAACAGGCCGAGAAAGGGGAGACGGCGACUUACGCUGACUUGCCGCGUGAAGAAAAGCCUGAAACUGUGGCUUGGCCGGAGAAACCUUCUAAGCGUCACAAAAAGAAGCCGAAAGAUAGAGACGACAGUCGUCUAGUGGAGAGGACGGCUGUCACUGCUCUGGACGUAGCGGAACGUGAUAAGGCCGUGGAGUCCAGGAUUGCGCCCUGGAAGACUCCAGAAGAGGGGUACUAUGGCGUGGACAAAGCUGCUGCCAGCGCGACGGAAAGGCAGGCUGAGAAGGUGCCGGAAGGGGAAGCGAUUACAGAGGUGGGAAAGAGUACGCUUGGUUCCGGCAAAGAAAGCGCGUCGAAGAAAGGGCACAAGAAAAAGAAAGCCGGCGGAAAGAAAAAGAAGUCCAAAGAGAAAUCCGACGCGGAAAAGAGCGCGCUUACAUCUGUAUCCGAGAUGCACACCGCGUCGCAGAGUGGAGCACCGAAGAAGGGGCACAAGAAGAAAGGAAAAAAGAAACACAAGGAUAAGCGACAUCAGCCGAAGGGUUCCGCGAAAAAAAUGGAAGUGGAGACGGGUACGAUCGGUCAGAUUGCGCUCAAGCACGAGCGGGGUCUUCCAGGGUCGGGAGAAAAAAAGAAGCCCGACGAGCACACGGCAGCUGGAGACAAGACGGCCGAACUGACCUCGGAGCUUCCGGUGCCGAAGCACAGCAUAAUGAAGGGGUCUUCCGAUUCGAGAAGGAGGUCCAAACAACUCGAGAGUGCGCUAAUGGAAGUCCUGCCAAGCGGGCCUCCAGCUGUGCCGCCCACGUUCGACAGCGCUGCCGCGGGUGGAGAGCUCGGGCGCAAGCCAGCCGGAAGAAAAUCGCGGCAAUCGCUGAGUGUACCGGCCGGAGCGCAGGAGCUGGAAGAGUGCCUGGAAGUCUUCGAAGGAGCCGCUGCAAUGCCGCUCAUGCUGCAGUCACCUGCGAGGCGGCGGUCUGUUUCUGCACCCAGGAGUGCACUUUCACUGGAGGAGGGAGCCGUGCCUCGUGCGCCCGGUGAGGUGGACUUGGACACUGCCACCGCUCGUCAUGCGGCGAAGCUUAAGAAGGCCCUCAGGGCGAAGCAGCGCAAGGAACCAGAGACCGGUACCGCUGAUGAGACCACGUUCAAGUGGUCCACGUCGACCAUGCCGAGCUUCGUACGCGAGAUGUUCUUCUCCACGCAUCGUUGGGGCAUGAGCACGCCUCCGACAUGCGAGCCGUCCCGCGGGAUGAAGUGGUCCACCAGCCACAUAGGUCGUCGAGGCUCAAUCAUGAGGCCCACUCCGUCGCUCGUCCCGUCGCCGCCUUCGCCCGGUCGACGGCCCAGCAUUGUGCGCAUUUGCCCGCAGAGCAUCUCCCUCAAAGAGAGCAGGCCGCCCAAGCCGCCCGGCCAGAAAAAGAAAAAGAAAAAGAAGAAACCCAAGGGCAAGUCGGUGCUCACGCCGGCGGGCGCGCUGACGAGCGCGCUGACGAGCGCGCCUGCCACCCCAUCCGUUCAGAGCCCGACGAGCGGGAUGACCGGAGUCACGUCCCUCGGCACCAGCCAAACGGCGUCGUUGGCGGAGCCGCUGCCCGCCGCAUCCUCGGCUACAUUGCAGUACGACGCCACAGGAACCCCCGUGAGCGCAUCAGUCAAGCUUCGACCAGCAAAGGUCGAAGCUCCACCGCCAGCACAAGGGCACAAGAAGCACAAGAAAAAGCGCAAGAAAAAGGACAAAAAAGACUCGAAGCCUCACGCGAAAGGCAAGAAAGCUGGCUCGAAGACGAAAAGGAGACACAACAAGGAGGAAGUGGGCGCUGUUUUAGCAACGGGAGUUCAGUCAGUGCCGAUAAUAGUCGCGGAGCCCAGUGUUACCGUGCAGCCGGUGGCCGAGGUGGCUCCGCGGCGUCCAUCACAGCCGGAAGGCCCCGGAGUGGACACGGCGACGACCGGCCUCGAUCCUAAAAUGACCCAGAUGCAGGCAGCAGACGUGCGCCCGUUAGUGCCAGCGGAGGGAGUCGCGGCUGGGGCUGAGACUGUGGCCAAAGGACCUGAGAAACCAGAAGACAAAACUGAUUCGAAAAAAGGCAAGAAGUCUAAGGGAAAGGGCAAGAAACGCAAGAAGAGAAAGAAGGGCGAGAAGGGCAAGAAGGGCGAGAAGGGCAAGAAGGGCAAGAAGGGCAAGAAGGGCGAGAAGAAAAAAAGGAAAGGAAAAAAGGGCGCCCGUAAAGGUGCAGGAGGAGUGGUCGUGGAGCACAAGGAGGGCAACAUGGCGCUCCUUGCCGUAUGCUGGCUCCUGCUGGCCGUGUGCAUCAUCAUGAUCGCCGUCCUGGCUUUCUAUUUCAUCAUCGCCAAGGGACCGUCUCAGCCGGAGGAUACAACGGUGCUAUCGACGCUGCUGACGCCUAUCGUAACGUGGGAGACAACUUUAAGCAGUCGAUCGUCCACCGGAGGAGCGGGAACGCCUAGUACAGAGCCGGGUAGCCAGACGACCCCUGCGAAACCACCACCAACACCACCGCCGCCGUUGCCACCGCCACCGGGGGUAACGAUGGGCGCCGGCGUGUACGAGUGUUCGACAUCGUUCUGCAACAGCGAAGCGGCCUACCUCAGUUCGUUGAUUGACCACGCAAAGACACCUGCGUGCGUAAACUUCUACAAGCACGUGUGCGACCGCUGGGCGGAGGUCCACCGCGUUCCGCGGGGCCCCGGCGCGUUCGUCUCGACCGACAGCCUGCUGCAGGACGAGCUCCUGCGCGCGUUGCUGGCGACCGCCAAACUGUCGAAAGAGCCGGACAUCAUCCACGCCACCGGCGUCUAUGAAGCCUGCACGCAGCGCAACAAGUUCUAG